GUCUAUUUGAAGCUAAUAUAAUUUAUUCGAAACAAAACUGAUACAAUGAUAGCUUUCAUUAACAAUGAUAACAUAUUUGACGAAUGUCGUCUUCUAAACACAGUGGUUCUUUUAAAAACAUGUUAUAUAGAUGGUAACAUUAAAGACAUAGAGUAAUUUUAUUUGUGGUAUUUUUGAAUAAUUUAACCUUAGUUUCGUAAAAAAUACAUAUGGUUAUCACAUGUACGUUCAAUUGAAAUACUGGUACGUACUAAUAAUACAUGUCAUGUGUUUACGAAUCGGAUAGAAAUAUCCGUCCCGAGGUCACCUGCGCAUUGGGCGGUAACGAGACCAGCAGAGGGACGGAUAUUUCUAUCCGAUUCGUAAACACAUGAUUGAUAUUUUUUUCUUGCAUAUCUUAUACAUAUUAGCUUUUUAUUCUGGUAGAUUGUUUUGCAUAACGUAUUUGAAUAAAUAAAUAAAUAAAUAAAUAAAUAAAUAAAUAAAUAAAGCAAAUAGAAAUGCACUCUUUCUUGUAGUAGAGUAUGAACACAAAGCGCGGGAAAUUAACGUUCGUAAGCAGAAGUGAUGUCAUGACGUUUCAGUGACGCGUAAUAACAAAGUUCCCCUUUAGUUUUAUCGUUUGUAGCGUAACGGUAUGUUCUUAUCGUAAAAUAACGUAUUUUGAAUCGAAAAAUAUAUUAUAAGGAACGGAGAGAAACUAUCAAGGUACCUGAUUUUUUUUCGUAUGUUACAUAUUCAGUUCAUGAAUGGCUAGUUGUCAUUAACAGCACAAUAGUUAUCUGGCAUGGGGGUGCCAGAUGGGUUUUGCUGGCAUGGGUAAAAACACCGGAAACGCCAGUCCGGUGUGCAAGAAUAUGUCUUUCCAUUAAUUCUUUGUGAUUAUUUUCACAUAAGUAUUUUUUCACUGUACGUAACUUCAGAUUUAGGGACGCCCGUACUUGGUCCGGUCGUGCUGUCUGUACUAAGACUAUUUCGAUGCUUCAUGAUUAAAAUACAUGUGUGGCAUAUCUGAGGGACCAAGUUGAGUCCGUAUAGUAAUGACAGAGAUAAAGUGAAGAUUUAACAUUAACCGGUGUCUCUAAGUAUCAUGAAGAUCAAUUGAAAAAUACAGCCUCUAUUGCACACACAAGGUUUUUCUUUGAUUUGACCUAGUGACCUAGUGACCUAGUUUUUGACCACAGAUUACGCAUAUUCUAACUUGACCUAGAUUUCAUCAAGGCAAUUAUUCUGACUAAAUUUUAUGAAUAUCCACUGUAAAAUGCAGCCCCUAUUGCGUACACAAGGUUUUUUUAAUUUGACCGGGUGACCUAAUUUUUGACCCUAGAUGACCCAUAUUCAAACUCCACCUAGAAUUUCAUAUAAACAAACAUUCUGAUUAAAUUUCAAGGAGAUCCGGUGUAAAAUGAAGCCCCUACUGCAUACAAAGGAUUUGUCUUUUAUUUGACAGUGACCUAGCUUUUGACCCUGGAUGAUCCAUAUUCGAUCUUGACCUAGAUUUUAUCAAGAAAUCAUUCUGACCAGAAUUCAUGAAGAUCAGUUGAAAAAUACAGCCUCUACUGGUACCGAUGAUAAACCCGGACAGAUGAUAAAGUCGACCACCUUGGAAAUAUUCGGUUAUUUAUAAAAUCGAACACACCAUCUAAUAGUUUCCACUUAAACACCAACUGGUGAAAAUAAAAUCAAAAUUGAUAAAUAUUCUGUAUAAAUAAAUGACUUACAUUUAUCUGUAUAAAAAAUAUUUAUACAAAAUUACUGGGGAAGAGGGUGUUUUUUGCGCAUGCUCACUGUCGCCACAUGAAGGCCUGACAUUGGGUAACUUUUCAUUACUUGAUCAGAAAUGACUGUUGCAGCUUUUUGGGGAAAGUUUCAAUAUAAUACUACGAAGGAAAUUUUGUAAAUGACAAAGUGAUCGAAUUUAUCAUCAGUCAACCUUCGUACAGUCCCCAUUUUACAAACCCCUUUCAGGGCCUCACUGCGUUUGAGUUUGCUAACUAAGUAUACAUUUGAAUUAUGUAAAGUUUUCAGCAAAUGUUAAGCUUUAUUUUGAUACCGACCAUUGAUUACAAUUGCAGGAAAAAAAAGUUACAGGUAAAAAACUUCAUUUUCUGUUCGGGUUUAUCAUCAGUACCAGUAUCGCAUACACAAGGAUUUAUUUUUAUUUGAACUAGUGACCUAGUUUUUGACCCCAGAUGACCCAUUUUAAAACUUGGCUUAGAUUUCAUCAAGGUAAUCAUUCUGACAAAAUUUCAUGAAGAUCAUUUAAAAAAUACAACCUCUAUCGCAUACACGAGGUUUUUCUUUGAUUUGACCGAGUGACCUACUUUUUGACCCCAGAUAACCGAUUUCCGAACUAAGCCUAGAUUUCACCAAGGUAAUUAUCUAACCAAAACUCAUGAAGAUCAAUUAAAAAAUGCAGCCUCUUUCGCAUACACAAGGGUUUUCUAUUAUUUGACCCAUUUUCGAACUCGGCCUAGAUUUCAUCAAGAUUUGACAAAUUUUCAUGAAAAUCAGUUGAAAAACACAGCCUCUAUCGCAUACACAUGCUAAAUGUUGACAGACGAUAGACAGGCAGAUAGACAGAUGCUGGACAUGGAGCGAUCACAAUAACUCACCUGAGCAUAGCUAAAAAGAAAUACUACACAAUACCUUACCCAUAGAGCCUGUACCACAACUGCAUCUUGGUAAUAUAAAUGUUGAAAUGUAAAACCUUUGACAAAAAUAACAUAACAACAUUCAGAAUUUUCUAUCGAACUGAAACCUUAUCUACCAGGAAUAUACGUAAGCGUUGAUAAGUAAGUUAACCAUUAGACAUAAAUUAGAUUCAACGUUGACUACAUGCUAGUUUGUAUUUUGUUUUUAAAACAAAUCACGAAGACAAAUGACAAGGAAUGACCUACAACAGAAAGUUCGAUGAGACAGUUUUGUACCACAAACGCAAUGUGUAGCGAUGUUGAGGAUUCAGAAUGUAGAUGGAUGAUGUGUAAAUGCAAGCCUAGACUGAGCUACCAUCAUGGCACGAAAAAAUGUCUUUCAGACUGCGGUGAUUAUGGAUAUGGUAACACGUACCAAGUUGAGAUGGAUGCGUUAUUAAGUGGAUUUUCUGCCAAUACAUUCACCUCCAUUUCAUUAGAAGAGUGUAUACAAAAAUGCACAACAGAAACAUGCAUCAUUUGUAGAUCUGCCGAGUACAAGAAAGACAAGCAGACAUGUUAUUUGAGUUGGGAAACCCUCCACACGAACCCUUCAUCCCACUCGAAAGACAGUCGGAACUAUGUUAUUUAUACCAGGGACUGUAAUUCAGACUAAAGAUAAUUUUGAAAGUUAUAACUGUUGUUUUUCAGCUAUGUCAACACUAUCAUUUGUCCUUGAUGCCCCUCAGAAUCCAGUUGGGGAGAUUUCAUGUUAAACUCGGAGUUAUUGCGGGACUGAGGACGAGUUAAGUGGAAAAAGACACACUAAGAGUAAAAUAUGUAGAAAACUCUCAGAAAAACCGCUAAUGAAAUUUUAUGCAUUGUAGAAGAAAUUUAGCUGUUUUUAUAUGGUACACAUUAAAUUAUAUACGUAAACAAUACUGGUUUAACAUUUUCAAUAUCUAAUGUCAAUUGCCAUCUAUCUACCAUUUUUGACAAGGAAAUGGACAAGCUCAGAGAAUACUUUCAAGCACGUAACUACCCUGAAUGUGUUAUAAAUGAGGCAUUAAAGAAGGCCUCUUCUCUAUCAAUGCAAGAUGCUCUUAAUUCGUGCAGUAGCAAAAAUACUGAUAAAGUCAUUCCUUUUGUAUGUACCUACAAUCCAUCUUUGCCCAAUAUUGGUAAAAUAAUAAACCAAUACUGGAAUCUUUUAAAGUAUUCUCAACAAGAGAGUGUUAGACAAUUAUAUGACUAUAAACCUAUUGUUGCUUACAAAAGACCCAAGAAUAUUCAAGAUGUUUUAGUUCAUUCUAGGCUGAGUAAGAAAGACAAAAAUUGUAGUGUAAGUAAAUGUUAUAGACGUCGCUGUACACACUGCUUAAAUAUUAAUGAAGAUAAUUCAUUUUCUAGUUCCACCAAUUCAUCUUGUUAUAAUGUUAGACAUGAUCUGUCAUGCAAUUCAACUGAUGUUAUUUACUUAAUAACAUGUAAUAAAUGUUUUAAACAGUAUGUUGGACAAACGCACCAGCAAUGUUCACAAAGAAUGAAUAGUCAUAGAUUUGAUAUCAAUCAUUAUCCAGAAACUACUACCAAUGUUUCUGAACAUUUUAAUUCUCAAGGACAUACUAUCCAGGAUUUCUCUUUUAUGCCCAUUGAUAAAGUAACUAAUCCUUGGAAAAGGCUUUUAAAAGAGACUUCCUGGAUGUACCGUUUGGGCACUGUGUCUCCACAAGGAAUGAAUUCAAAGAUUCUGUAUUAAUGCCUUUCUGAAAUACUUGUUAUAUAUGUAUAUUUUAUUACUUGUAUGUAUUCCAUAAUCAGUUUUUACUGGUGCCAUUCCUUAAUCAUUGCACUUAUACUGCAUUUUUUCACCAGUUUUUAUGUAUCAUACUAUGAUCCUGUUUAUGAUUUUUACGCCAAACUCUUGGUCAGAGACCACCAAUUCCAAAAAGUACAGGGAACUUACUGGGAAUGAGGUAAGUGUAUACCUGGGAAUAAGGUAACGUCUGUGCGUUCUGAUUGGUCAGUCAUGUAAACAAACCCAGGAAGUGAUUAUUUUUUCAAAAUUGAUAUUUUUUCACUGCAUUUACAGUAUUUUAUUAUACAUUUUGACAAAAUUUGCUACAUUUUAUGUGUAUUGAAAAAAAGUUUUAUCAAACGAAUUUCUCCCGCCAUGUCAAUGAUGUAAACAGGGGGUCAUCUCAUUCACACGAAAAUUACUUAAAUAAAGUAUCACUAUUCAUAUGUUUUUCGUCCGAUAUUUUGGUAGAACUAAGAUAGUUCUUGAAAAACUUGUAAUUAGAUAUACAUGUUUCGAUGUAUGGAAGGCCGUACACGCCAUAAUGUUACAAUGUAAGUCUAUGGGAAAACAAUUGGUGGUCUCUGACCUAUAAUAGAGCUAAAACAUGACUUUCGUCGGAAGUCAUCACAGGUAAUGUAAAUGGCCACAAAUCUGUUGUAAAUGAUGUAGAAAGACGUUUUCGUGCAAAAAUAAGCGUGAAAUUUGAUUUUUUAAAAAAAUUUGGCCUCUUUUUUUAACAGGUGUGCCCAUUUUUGUCUGGGCUUUUUGGCCAAAAAGGACCUUUUUAAUCUCUGUAAUGUUAGAGAAUGAUCAAAAUUAUUAGACCUUAUUUCUGUUUUUUACGGAAUGAAUCGUAUUUCAGCUUCCAAGUCAAAUCAAAAGCAGACAACUGAAAUUUUCACGAAAAAUUGCAAUCUCACGACGACAGGGACCGAGUCUGGGCAUAUAAAUCGACAGGGGGUGACCUCAGUAAACUGUCCAUAUCUUUCUUAAAACUGUUCAUUUCUUGAUGAAACUUUGUAAGACAUUUGGUAUUGGAUCAUGUUUCACAAUAUCACUGUAAAGUUGGAAAAUGUGAUACGAAACAUUCAUCUAUAGGUCAGAGACCACCAAUUCCAAAAAGUACAGGGAACUUACUGGGAAUGAGGUAAGUGUAUACCUGGGAAUAAGGUAACGUCUGUGCGUUCUGAUUGGUCAGUCAUGUAAACAAACCCAGGAAGUGAUUAUUUUUUCAAAAUUGAUAUUUUUUCACUGCAUUUACAGUAUUUUAUUAUACAUUUUGACAAACUUUGCUACAUUUUAUGUGUAUUGAAAAAAAGUUUUAUCAAACGAAUUUCUCCCGCCAUGUCAAUGAUGUAAACAGGGGGUCAUCUCAUUCACACGAAAAUUACUUAAAUAAAGUAUCACUAUUCAUAUGUUUCUCGUCCGAUAUUUUGGUAGAACUAAGAUAGUUCUUGAAAAACUUGUAAUUAGAUAUACAUGUUUCGAUGUAUGGAAGGCCGUACACGCCAUAAUGUUACAAUGUAAGUCUAUGGGAAAACAAUUGGUGGUCUCUGACCUCUUUGUUUAAUUUUGACGUUGUCGUCAUCGACGUCGUUUGACGUUGACGUCACUUCCUUUGUUAUGUUUAUUUUGAACCCUGAAGAAGGCUGAUGUAGCCGAAACGUUGGUUAAAAAUAAAGUGACUUGUUUUUAAAAAGUUUUUGUAGUUUUGACUACUUUUAAUACUUAUAUUCAUCUAUCUAGAUGCAAAUCCUUUAAAUAAAAAAUAUCUGCCUCUUCCGUUGAUAAUAAAGAAGAAGUUUGGUAAAAAAAGACAUGAGGUACAAGAAGUGUGACCAUAAAUGAUAAAAUCUGUAAGAAGAUCCCUUGUAAUCAUAAAAAACCGCAAACAAGAAAAAUAAAAGCAGACUCUUUGAGUGAGUCUGUUCUGAGGAGGGAUAAUGAAAUGUACAACAUCUCGCGAGUCCCCACAGUCGACAUACAGUAUAAGUGUACCAAACUUUUGAAAUGGGCCUGUAUAUAAGUAUUCCAGUAAACGGAAGAACCGGCGGACGUAGAUGUAAUAAUAUACCUACUUAGAAAAACACUUCAUACACCUCAUAUUUCAUUGAACCACUAGCUUCGUUGUCGCUGGAUACUCUUGCAGACUCGAACAGAACAGUACAGAGUAAAUUUUAAAGAUGGGACUAAGUUUACAAAUUUAUUUCUUGUUUGGUAUGGUGUGCAAAGUAGCGAUAGGAGACGAGCAACAUUGCUCAAAAUAUCACUACGAGGCUCAAACUCUGGAAAGAAUUAUCAGGGCCGAGAUCAGUUUGGAAACGGUGAAAAAUGACAUUCAACAUAUGAAGGAAGCAAUGGAAAAGGACAAGAUGAAAACUGUCGAACAUAAAUCAGAACUUGAAGAAAAACUGGAACUAAUGCAGCAUACCAUUGAGAACGUCAUGAUCAACAUCAGCAAGACAAAUGACAAGGAAUGGCCUACAACUGAAAGUUCAAUGAGACAGUUUUGUACCACAAACACAAAGUGUAGUGAUGUUGAGGAUUCAGAAUGUAAAUGGAUGGCGUGUAAAUGCAAGCCUGGACUGAGCUACCAUCACGGCACGAGGAAAUGUCUUUCAGACUGUGGCGAUUAUGGAUAUGGUAACACGUACCAAGUUGAGAUGGAUGCGUAUUUAAACGGAUCUGGUACCAACAAAUUUACCUCAAUUUCAUUAAAAGAUUGUAUACAAAAAUGCGCAACAGAAACAAGCAUCGUUUGUAGAUCUGUCGAGUACUGGAAAGACAGUCAAACAUGUUUUUUGAGUUGGGAAACCCUCCACACGAACCCUUCAUCCCACAAGAAAGACCAUCGGAACUCUGUUAUUUAUACCAGGGACUGCAAUUAAGACUAAAGAUAAUUUGGAAAGUCAUAACUGUCUUCUAAUGUUGAUAUAGCUCUUUAUUAUUUAUGUUAAAUGUUUACCUGACAUUGAGUCGCCAUAUGACCAAUAAUUGUGCCGGUGUGACGUUAAACCCAACAAAAUAAAUAAAUUACCUGGCAUUGAACAUUUUGAAAGGGUUCAAUGAUCUGACACACACACGCGUGCGCGCGCGCACACACAUGCAUGCACUCACGCACACGUCUGUGUAUCAACACGUGAAGUGAUUAUAUCACAAUGUUUAAUAUACUUUUACAGUAAACAAUUAGUAUAGCAUUGCAUUGUAUACUACGAGUAUUUGCCUAUCAAUAGUAUCUCGUUAACUAUGGUGUUAUAUCAUUGGUAUACCAUUAUACAUUUAACAUUGCAAGGAUAUCGUAUUUUAAUAGUAUUGUAUUGAUCAUAACCUUUAUAAGUAUGUACAUUUGGUAUAUCGUAGCACUUAGACAAUCCUGAGCAGUACACAUAUACAAUGUAUACCUAGAUAAAAAAUAAAUUGAACUUGUGUGCCCACUGAAAAAUAUCUGUUUUCGUAAAAUUAU
Messenger RNA from Mercenaria mercenaria, 7897 nucleotides. RefSeq lists its product as uncharacterized. Bases 6618 to 7322 code for a protein of 234 amino acids. The transcript has 5 exons. Lineage: Eukaryota; Metazoa; Mollusca; Bivalvia; Venerida; Veneridae. The record is from RefSeq and is a predicted model, not a curated record.